Ilex paraguariensis (yerba mate) is the source of this 945-nucleotide messenger RNA. NCBI's taxonomy places the organism in Eukaryota, Viridiplantae, Streptophyta, Magnoliopsida, Aquifoliales, Aquifoliaceae. The record is from the annotation of a GenBank genome assembly.
AUGGCCUUGUUCUGGUUAGUUGCUUGCUUAAACUAUAUUUUCGUCUUGGGUUUGGUUUUAGCCUUUACUCCCGGGGUCACAGCUGCCCUUAAUGGUAAGGAAAUGGACCGGCUAGCACUGCUGGCAUUUAAGGCCAAAAUAACUAAUGAUCCUAUGGGGUCUCUAAGGUCAUGGAAUUAUUCCACCCAUUUUUGCGACUGGAAUGGUGUGGUAUGCAAUAGCCAACACCAGAGGGUCACCGUGUUAGACCUGGGAAAUCAAACGUUGACGGGGUCCAUAUCUCCCUACCUAGGGAAUUUGAGCUUUUUAAAUGAACGUCUUCUUGGAAACAAUAGCUUCGUUCAAGAAAUUCCUCCAAAACUUGGCUGUUUGAAAAGACUUCGAUUGUAUUGGCUCAGGAACAAUUCACUUGGUGGUGAAAUCCCCGCCAAUUCAUCUAGUUACUCUAACCUCAUUGAGAUCCGUCUUGCUUGGAACAUGCCGGUAGGGAAGAUUCCUAUGGAGCUUGGAUCAAUGUCAAAACUCCAGCUGGUUCGGGCUGCUUUAAACAGUCUAACAGUUGGUGUCCCUCUUUCUUUUGGGAACUUAUCACCUCUUAUGUUUCUUGGUUUUAACGCUAAUAAGAUAGUAGGAAGCAAUACUACUACUCUUGGCCAGCUAACACAACUAGAAUACCUUGGAUUGUCUGAAAACAUCUUUUCUGGUAGCUUCCCUCCCACACUCUUCAGUCUAUCUUCCAUCACUACUAUUUUUGUUCCGGUGAACCAAAUUCAAGGGAGUCUUCCAUCAGACAUGGGUAGCAUUNAUACCUUGGAUUGUCUGAAAACAUCUUUUCUGGGAGUCUUCCAUCAGACAUGGGUAGCACUCUUCCUCGUCCCAGUUACUUUUACAUUUCUGGAAAUUGAUUUACUGGCACCAUUCCUGGAUCAGUGUCCAAUAUGUUAG